This is a messenger RNA of Mollisia scopiformis, 1710 nucleotides long. RefSeq names its product alpha-L RNA-binding motif-containing protein. The transcript is spliced from 3 exons. Gene Ontology annotation, biological process: positive regulation of translational fidelity. Gene Ontology annotation, molecular function: rRNA binding; structural constituent of ribosome. NCBI's taxonomy places the organism in Eukaryota, Fungi, Ascomycota, Leotiomycetes, Helotiales, Mollisiaceae. Gene Ontology annotation, cellular component: mitochondrial small ribosomal subunit. Bases 60 to 1460 code for a protein of 466 amino acids. The record is from RefSeq and is a predicted model, not a curated record.
AUUGCUCUCGUGAGGUGUAUAUUUUCGAGUCUGCAGGUUGCAACACUCAAUUCAUCGCUAUGGCAAGAAAGAGAUUUCAUCAGUUAAAGAAAGUGAAAUUUCGGGCGACAUGGAACAAAUACAAUCUCUAUAAUCUCUCGCGUCUGUCGAUGCCCCGAACCCAGUCCUUGACUUUCUAUCAACAGAAAUGGAAAGCAAAAUCAAUAACACGUGCAUAUCAUGGCGAACAAAUUAGAGAGAAGCAAUGGCAGCGAAUGUUUACGCCACGGUUGAACGCCGUUGUACCAAUGGACCAUAGAUAUCUGGCAGAGUUUGAUGGAUCAGAGCUUGCAGCGGGACGUGGGUCGGGGCUGGAGAAACCUUUCGAUGCAGAAAAGACGAAACGAAAACAGGCAAUCCCAUAUAUGCAUCAAACAUAUGCUCCCAUCGAACGAAGACUAGAUAUGGCCAUCUGGCGAGCAUUGUUUGCAAGUAGCGCACGGCAGGCAAGACAAUUUGUGGUGCACGGGAAAGUUAAGGUCAAUGGGGAGAAGAUGAUAUACCCUGGAUAUCUUCUGAACCCAGGCGAUCUAUUCCAAGUCGAACCCGAAGCCGUCCUCUUCGCCACGGGAGCUCCGAAAGAUGGACCACAAUUGCGAGUUGGCAGAAGAGUGCUUCGGGUUCGACGGAACAGGAAUGUCGGCAUGGAGAAGCUUCGAGCACAGAUGGCUGAGCGGAAAGCUGCAAAAGCCUCCGACAAAGCAUCCAACAAAGAUUCAAGUAAAGCUCUCAUAAGCUCCAAGACCCCGAAGACGUUACUGGAAGAUCAUUUUGAGUACCGGAAAACUCGUGAAGCGGAUCUUUCUACCAUGAUCCAGCGAGCGGAAUGGAAGCAACACGCCAAGAGUAAAAUGUUAUCUGCAAAAAGAAAGCAGCAGAUUCGAGCUUUUAUCAGGCAUGCCAAGAGCGCCAGAUCCAAAGUCUUUCGAAAGCCUUUCCAAGAACUUGAAAAGGAGCGCCUAGCUUUCGUCGAGGAGUUUCGUGGUUCUGUUGGAUCUAACACACUGGAUAAGGCGUGGCGACAGGCUGCUAAGAAACGCGCUGCUGAGAAUUCGGUCGAAACAGAAGCUGGAGCAGCUGAGGGAGCAUCUGAGGAAGCAGAUGCACCGAAGAGGACGAAAACGCCCUAUGGAGAACGAGUUGCUGAAGAGAAGCUCGUAGCAUUAGAGAAGAGAAUCGCGGCAAUGAGAAUACAGGGUGAUGGUGUGGAUCCUUCUAAGCCCUACGCCACACCAUGGCGGCCAAGGGAUUUCAUGAGUGCAUUUGCGUUCAUCCCGAGAUAUCUGGAGGUCAGUCCGAAGAUUUGUUCAGCGGUGUAUUUGAGACAUCCAGUGGCAAGACCUGGAUUGACGGAGGUCCCAACACCAUUCCCUGGUGAGAUUCAGCAGCUAGCAUUCAAUUGGUACUUGCGGAGGAGAUAGAGUGUAUUGAUAAUGUAUUGGAGAUAUGUAUGAUGUAUUAUAGUAGAGGAAGUAGAAGACAUCUCUCUCCGUAUGCAAUACGCUCUUUUGCUGUUCAAUUUGUUGCAAUUUUUCAUUACUACAGCAAAGUCCUUGUACUCAAUGUUUCAUGCUCAGAGGAAGGCAUCUCGGUAAGGCACAUGGUAGCCAGCUUCAAUGGCUAUAUCUCCUUCAGGGACAGUCUUGUAUAGUACAGAAACUUGAAAUUACG